GUAGUUUUUGUUACAUAUACUUAUUUUCAGGAACAGUCAUAAUAUGAAAUAAAAUAACACACUAAAAAAAGCAAAACAAAUAAAAAAUGGCACACUGGUUUCAUAGAAAUCCUUUAAAAUCAUCAAAGACAAACAGUUUUGAUGCACUGAAGUUAAUAGCAAAGACACCUCCAGCUGCAAAGUUAUGUGGUGAGUUACGUGUAGAACGAGCCAAAGUUCUUCAGCAACUUUCAGAUCCACGAAACAGCUUAGAAACUGUUGAAAAAGAUGUAAACAAUUAUAUGUCCCUUCUCCUGGGGCUUUGUGAAGAUGUUGCUCCACAAACUACUGCUGAAGGACAAGUUUCAGGAGAAGCUAAGCUUCGUAAAGUUGAAGUUUUCAAAUGGACUCAUACAAUCUGUGGAAAUACUGCAACAGCUUUACCUGAUGCCUACUAUGAUUUCAUUUCCAUCUUAACAGAGUUGGCCAUGUGGUUUUUAAAGCGUGCUUCUUACAUUGCUUCAAAUGAAAGUCUUUCAGAAGAUGAUGCGAAGGAGGUGUUUAAAAGUCUGCGUCAAGCAGCUGGAAUCUUUAUGCAAGCAAAGAAUUUAUGUGAAAGUAAACUGGGCAGUGGUUUGGUAGAGAAGCACAGUGAUACUGAUCCACGCGUUUUAGAUGCAUAUCACUUACAAUCCUUAGCUGAAGCUCAAGAAGUGACUGUUGCAAGAGCAGUGGAGUUGAAACACAAGCCUACUGUUAUAACCGCAGUAGCACUUGGCACAAGUGAAUUGUUUCAAAAAGCAGACGAAUCCUUGAGAAGCGUAGAACAGACUAAAGUCGGGAAAUGGAGAAAAUAUCUUCAAAUAAAGAAAAAUAUAUAUUUGGCUUAUGCACAUAGUUUUAAAGGAGAAACCUUAUUAGCUGAGGAUCAAUGUGGAACUGCUAUUAAAUCGUUACAAGAGGCUGAGAAAUGCUACGUCAUGGCAGGCAUGUUAUGUAAGGAGUACAAAGCAGCAAAAGGAGCUGGUAGUUCUGCACGACCUGAUGAACAUCAGUUUUACUUAAGAUUGGGUCCAAUAGUACGGCAACGAUUAGAGAAAGCAACACACGAGAAUGGAUUCAUAUAUCACCAAAAAGUCCCUGCCGAAGUUCCUGAAUUGGAAUCGACAGAGGUCGGAAUUGCAUCACCUAUUGAGUUUUCAAUUCCUACCGUUAGUCCAAGAUGGAAACCCGAAAUUCUGGCUGCGUUUGACACGGGAAAAGCAAAAGCUCAAAUGACAGGAAACGGCGACGAAGAAAAACUGGAACCUGUUAAAGAAAUACCUGAUCCAAACGAGAAGGGAAACUCACGCGAGACAGGCUGUGUUAUAUCCUAACGGACAGGAUCUACCGUAACUGGAUUGUGUCGUACGUGGGUGUUGUACGUGGUUUUCUUCUUGUAAACAAACUUAUCUCUUCUACUACAAUUUUUUUUCUCUUUUACGAGAACGUGAAAAAAACAUGGAUUUCAGCAUAUUUAAUGAAAAGCAAAAAAAGCAAACUUUUUUGAGAACGAACUGCAAACUUUUUCUUGUAUUGUUAUAGUUUAUUUUUUAUUUUUUUACACGUACGAGUAAGGAUAAAGUGUUGUGACGCCACUACGCAUCUUAGGGGGACACAUUAUUGCAGGUUUAGUUAUCAUUAUUUAUUUUCCUGAAUGGUUAUUUUCAGAGUUCUUGGAUUUUAUAGCUGUCUUAUUCAUCGUAUUUUCAUCUAAAUGGAAUGGUUUAUAAAAUAGUUUUAGUGAGAAUCCUGGAAAGGUAUAGAAUGAAAUGAUUUAGAUGGAGUGUUUCUUAAUAAUGAAAGAUGUAUAUGAAAAAAAGAGAUAAUUUUGUCGUUUGGAUUUAUUUUUCGCGGACUGAUCUUCUGAUAACUUUUUGCGAUAAUUUUCUUUAGAAAAUUAGCUACAAAAUCGGAAAAAUUAGUCCUUCGGCUAUUAUUUGUCUCCUUAAGGUAGCAGUGAAGUUAAAAAUGUUGAGGUGUAAAAAGGGAACAAAUUGGAACAACCUAGUUUUCUUUAUACAAUAAGUGUAAAAGUCUAAAAAACAAAUUCCUGUUUCUCGUAAGUUUUUGAUACAAAUCAAGUAUCUACAUUUAAGCCAACGUACUAAUUGUUCCAAUAUGUCAAUACGGACAGAAAACGUUACUCCAAACAUCAUCAUUAGUCUCAUCUGUUUACCAAACUGUUUAAGUUUUUAAAAUAUUUUAUUUACGAACAUCUAUUGUAGUUUGUAUAUAUCUCAAUAUUUCAUUUGCAUUCA
Molecule: messenger RNA, 2279 nt
Organism: Hydractinia symbiolongicarpus
Lineage: Eukaryota; Metazoa; Cnidaria; Hydrozoa; Anthoathecata; Hydractiniidae
Product: BRO1 domain-containing protein BROX-like
Exons: 11
Coding region: 87-1355 (422 amino acids)
Source: RefSeq, a predicted model, not a curated record